AGUUUGGGGACACGCUCAGAAUCGAGGGUAUGGGGGGUGGGUAUCCGAGUCUCUCUCUCUCUACUCCCUCGGACACAGAUCCUUCUCUCUCCCCGGCGCGCGCGCACACACUACACACACGACCCUAUUUAAGAAGCACCAUAGCCCACCGCUUUUUCCCAUGCACUUGUCUUCUUCACCCCCAACACCACUUCUCUAGUUCUUUUUUUGUUCAUGGCUCCCAUAUCUCUCUGUCUAUAGCUUAACCUGAUCAAAUACUUGCUCUAUUCCCUCCUCUUCUUUUAAGUUCCCUCCCUCGUGUAUGAUCUCUCCCUACUGAUCCCCUCAUUAUACCCAUCUCUUCCUUCAAGAUAACGUAGUUUUCUAGCUUUCUCUGACAAACCCCCUCAACGUUUGUCUUUCUAAGCCAAUUCCCUCUCCUUAUCUUUAAUCUAUUUCUGACACGCCAACCCUAACAAUGUCUAGCAGAAGAUCCAGUUCCAGGCAGCAGUCAGGUGUUUCCAGGAAUAUCACUGAUGACCAGAUCACCGAUCUUGUUUCUAAGUUACAACAACUCAUCCCUGAGAUCCGCAAUAGGCGCUCCGACAAGGUCUCGGCUUCCAAGGUCUUGCAGGAGACUUGCAACUAUAUUCGAAGCUUACACAAAGAGGUGGACGGCCUUAGCGACCGCUUGUCCGACCUUUUGGCAACAACAGACACUGAUAGCGCUCAAGCGGCCAUUAUCAGGAGUUUACUUAUGUAAUAUAUUAGCUAUCUAGAGAUCGUUAUCACUCUCUGCAUGUGCUUUGUACGUACGUUCUUAAGCUAUCUAAAUAUCUUCUGCCAUAUAUAUAGCUAGCUAGGGAUCAUCGGGCACUGGGCCGCAGCACAAAGGGUCAACAUGACGGGCUCCGUGGUAUCCCUUAAUUUUCAAACGUAAUGUAGUAAUUAUUAACUAAUCAUAUAAUAAAAAGACUUCUAGAGUACUACUCAUUUUUUGAGUUGCUCUGAAGCUCUUUUUGUA
This is a messenger RNA of Juglans regia (Persian walnut), 1003 nucleotides long. RefSeq names its product transcription factor PRE6-like. Lineage: Eukaryota; Viridiplantae; Streptophyta; Magnoliopsida; Fagales; Juglandaceae. Bases 458 to 742 code for a protein of 94 amino acids. Gene Ontology annotation, molecular function: protein dimerization activity. Gene Ontology annotation, biological process: regulation of growth; regulation of DNA-templated transcription. The transcript has 2 exons. The record is from RefSeq and is a predicted model, not a curated record.